Messenger RNA from Solanum dulcamara, 979 nucleotides. Its product is annotated as transcription factor MYB58-like. The coding region runs from base 80 to 760 and encodes 226 amino acids. The record is from RefSeq and is a predicted model, not a curated record. The transcript has 3 exons. Lineage: Eukaryota; Viridiplantae; Streptophyta; Magnoliopsida; Solanales; Solanaceae.
AUAUAUGUGAGUUGCAAAGGAUUUAUAAGAGAUUAGUUGAUCAUAUAAUAUAUACAGAAAUAAUAUUGUGUUAAAUAGAAUGGGUAAAGGAAGAGCAGCUUGUUGUGACAAAACUAAAGUGAAGAAAGGGCCAUGGACUACUCAUGAGGAUUUGAAGCUUAUUUCUUUCAUUCAAAAACAUGGCCAUGCCAAUUGGCGUGCCCUUCCUAAACAAGCUGGGUUAUUGAGGUGUGGGAAGAGUUGCCGGUUGAGGUGGAUUAACUACCUAAGACCUGAUGUAAAGCGAGGGAAUUUCACCCCACAAGAAGAGGACACCAUUAUUAACCUACACCGGUCUUUUGGGAACAGGUGGUCAAAGAUAGCAUCUCAUUUGCCAGGAAGAACAGAUAAUGAGAUUAAAAAUGUAUGGAAUACGCAUUUGAAGAAGAGAUUAGUAGUGAUGAAGAAAGAGGAGUAUAAUUCUUCUUCAUCGUCAACUUCAACAAGUAGUCAUGAAGGGCAAUACAUGGAUAGUAGUAGCACUACUUUCUCUCCCACUUCUUCCAAGGCCAAUGAUCAAGUGAUUGACUUUUGGGAAUACAUGUUGGAUACUAGUAGUACUCCUACUAGUAUUAAUAAUUUGGACAGCUACUCCAAAAUGGCCACUAUAAGUACUACUAGUGAACAUCAUCCUCAGCUAGCAGAUGAAUAUGAAUGCCAAAAGUGGUUGACAUACUUGGAAAUUGAACUAGGACUAACAACAAAUAACCAACAAGAAUAACUUCAUGCAACUCUAGUCUCUCUAUAGAGUUUUAUACACCAUCUGUGUAUGUAAACAACGUUAAAUUUACAUAUACUAGCAAUGUAUAUUACUUGAGGAGCUAGGAGUAAUAUUUAGUACCUAGCUAAGUAGCACAAAAAUUCAUCGUAAGUUCAGCUAGAAAUAAUAAAUAAAGGCAUGUGUGCAUGUUCAUAUAAAUACAAGUCUCAGUUUUGGUUA